UUAUAAAAUUCUAGCCCAGUAGCCCACCCCGUUUCAUCUGCUCUGUUGGGUCUGUCAAUUCAACCUAUCCCUCUCCCACUGAAUUCAUGAAACUGCGUAGACACACAGAGUUAAUCAAUAAGCAAAAGGGUUGCAAGUAACUAGGUAGGCAAUGGCAGAAACACCCAGAAAACUAAAGGGUCACAAGAGCUCAACCACUUAUUGUAUUGCCUCAACUCACCGCCCAGGCCUCAUUGCCACUUCAGGAGAGGAUGGUUGUGUUUGCUGGUUUGAUUUGAGGUGUAAAGAUGUGUUGUUUGUGAUGAAUGUUGGUGAUGAUCCUGUUUCUUCUUUGUGUUUUAAGCAAGAUAAUGAAGAUAUAAUUUAUGUAUCCUCCGGGAAUGGGGUCAAGAGUUUCGAUGUGCAUCAGAUGGGAUCAUCAAAGCCAUUACAGAGUUACAACUACAAUCAAGAGGAAAUAAAUCAGAUUGUCUGUAGUUCAAAGUCAUCCUUUGUUGCUGCUGCCGACGAUGGUGGUGAUGUCAAGAUCAUUGACAUUCGUCAACACCGCCCUUAUAAAACAUUACGAAAUAGCCAUGAAAGUAUAUGUAGCACCGUCCAGUUUCUUCCUUGGAGAACUUGGGAAGUCAUCACAGGUGGACUUGAUUCAAAGCUCAUUAUGUGGGACUUCUCAAAAGGACGUCCGCUUAAAAUUUUAGACUUUGGGAAGCCCGAUGUCAAUGCUAGAGGUAGUGCAGAACAGUGCUUUAACCCAGCUUUUGUCCAUUCCAUAGCAGUUCCUCAAGUGGAUAUGCUGGACAGAAUAGGCAAAGUAUGUGUUGUGGGAAGGGGUGAUGGCAUUGUUAGUGUUAUUGAUAUAGAAUCAGAACUCGAUGAUCCGAAGUUAAAAAAUUCUUCAAAACAUAAGAAAAAUAGUCAAUUAAGAUCAAAAGGCAGUGUUUCUUCCUCGAAUUCUGAAUCCCAGGAUCAAACUCGGAAAAAGAAUAUAAAUCUGGAUUACACUAUUGGAGGACAUACAGCUGCUGUUUCCUGUGUGACACUUUCUACAUUUGGAGAGAAAGGGAAAUACAUUAUAUCAGGUGCAAAUGACAAAUCAGUGAAGGCUUGGAAUUGGUCUGCUUAUGCUGAUCCUUGUCAACCUAGCAACAACGAUAGUCUCCUACAUCUAAACAUUAACUUGAAUAGAAAAGUGAAUUGGCUCUGCACCACUCCAAGUGAUUCAGAAAACCUUAUAGUCUGUGAUACGUCCAAGCUGGUGAAAGUUUAUACUAUUGCAUAAAUCAAAAUAAACUUCUGCUUACCUGAAAGCAAAAUGGUCUGGGUGUUGCGAGCAGGCUGCAGCUUUUGAAUGCACCUCACUUGUUCAUUUAAUCUUGUAGAAUUGAAAUUGCCGAGAAACAAGAAUCUUGUGAAUUUUUCAGGCAGCAUUUGGAACAUGAGACGAAUCGAAAUUCUAAAGGUUAGUAAAUGUGAACAGCUAGAAGAAUUGCAUGAUCAAUUGGGGAUGAUUACAAGCUUAAGGGAGCUAAAUGUAAUGAAGGCUACUAUGUUAAAAUUGGCUCCUGAUAUUAGUCAGCUCUCGAACAUAAAAUAUUUUGAUUAGGUGAUUGUUGUCAUUUGUUGUGCAUUUUAUAACAACUAUGCACCUUCAGAUA
Daucus carota subsp. sativus is the source of this 1655-nucleotide messenger RNA. RefSeq lists its product as uncharacterized. Bases 152 to 1279 code for a protein of 375 amino acids. The record is from RefSeq and is a predicted model, not a curated record. The transcript is spliced from 11 exons. Gene Ontology annotation, molecular function: protein binding. NCBI's taxonomy places the organism in Eukaryota, Viridiplantae, Streptophyta, Magnoliopsida, Apiales, Apiaceae.